Lolium perenne is the source of this 1176-nucleotide messenger RNA. Lineage: Eukaryota; Viridiplantae; Streptophyta; Magnoliopsida; Poales; Poaceae. The record is from RefSeq and is a predicted model, not a curated record.
AUGGUGAAGAAGAAGAACCCCACUUUCGCCACCAGUGCUGCGAGCAGCGGCGCCGCCGCCAAGACUUCUCCAAAUCUGUCGAGGAGAGGCACGCCAGAUGCUCCUCCUCCAUCUCCAGCGCCGCCAGCGCCAUCGAGCUCCACGGCUGGGCCCAACCCCGGCGAUUGGCCGGUGUCCACUACUACAAAGUGUGAUGAGAAGAAGGCUCGGAGCCUUGGAUUAAUUUCUUCUGACGAGGGGAAUGUUAUUCUUCCAGCUGCGAUUUCGCAGCCCAAUCCCCCCGCCGCUGCGGAGGAGGCCGAGGCGCUGCCUUCGAAGAGACCAUCCGGCGGCUUUGCCGAUGAAGAUGAUCUUUUCGAUCUCGACGAAGGUUUCAUCGAGCCUCUGUCCAAGAAGGCUAAAUCUUGCACCAUCUUGCCGAAUCCCGCAGCCUCCGAGGCUUCGACCCCUGCUACAGCCCCCACGGCCCAGAUGUCGACAGCUUCUUCCCUUUCCAAGGGGAAGGAUAUUCCUUCGACUGCUGCAGUUACAGCAUCUGCUCCAGGAAAACAUGAUUUGCGAGCUGUCAUCUCUUCUCUGGAGGCUUUUGCCUCCCAAUAUAUUUCUCUGGAAGUUGAAAAGGCCCAGCUGCAAAAGGAGGUCAAGUCUUAUUCCUCGAAGUUGGAGGGCGCAAUAAAAAUGGCUGCCGAGGCUCGCCAAGAGGUUGACUCCUUAAAGGAGGAACUCGAGGGGCUGAAGAAGAGGCUGAAGGAUGAAGAAGCAUCCAGGCUAGCUGCCGAAGCUCGGGUGAUCGAGAAGGAUGAUCUUCUUCGCCAAUCUUCCUUGGCCUUGCUCAAGGCUGCUGACAUCCCUACCGAGGCUCUGGACAAGCUCCUGAGUAAUUCUUCGGCAAAUACUCUGUCGAUGACCCUUGCGUCUCACCAGCUUGUUCAGGACCUCUUUCAGAAGGGUAAAGGAGCCAUGGCACGGAUGCACUCGAUGAUCUUCCCCAAGAUCGAUCAAAACAAGACCUUGGGGCAGCUGAUCGACGCUUUUGCUGUCAACACAAAGGAGGUUAUCGAGGAGCUCCUCUUCCAGGAAGGUGAGGUACUUUUGUUGUGCCUCCUCCAAUGUUGCAUAUCCUCGGUAGCUGUUGUUGGAGUAGCCAUUGACCUGAUCUUGACAGACUCUGCUUGA